UUUGUUAUCUUUGGCUUUGAUAAAGCAACUCAAAACGGCAUAUGAGGCAUUUGGUGAAGGUUGUAGAGGGUCACAAUGACAAUGAGCAUUAUGUCUAGCUUGAUUAUAGAACUUGUCCUAGCUCCUUUACAACCUCAAAAAUCCCAAAAGAUUAUAUAACUAAAGAAAUAAGAGCUAUAUUCAUCUUCAACUUUUUCCACACAAAAAAAAAAAAAAAAAAAAAAAAGACUAAUUUGUGGAUUGUGUAAAGGAAGUGAAGAUCAUCAUAUCAUCAAUUGCACAAAUAAAGAGGCUUUUGUUGUAUGCUGAGAGGAACCAAAGAUAAUGCUCUUUCAUCUUCUGCUAUACUCAAUUUUUUUCUUUUUCUUCAGUUACUAAAGUUACAAGAGCAGUGCAAAAUAUUUCAAGUUUUGCAAGUCAGGAACUCUUUGAGGAGUUGCGUCAAUGGGUUCACAAGCUGCCCCGAAGGAGGACUACAAGUUGAAGGACACGAAACCGCAGCUUGGGGAGAGAUGGCCGCACGGAGGAUUACGUGGUGGAGGAGGGUGGAUCAGCAGCGAAAGAGCUACGAGCACUUAUGAUCUCGUCGAGCAGAUGUUCUAUCUCUAUGUCCGAGUAGUGAAAGCUAAGAAUCUCCCUACCAACCCUGUUACAGGAAACUGUGACCCCUACGUAGAAGUGAAGCUUGGAAACUACAAGGGGAAAACAAAGCACUUUGAAAAGAAAACGAACCCCGAAUGGAACCAGGUCUUUGCUUUCUCGAAGGAGAAGAUUCAAUCAUCCGUUGUGGAAGUCUAUGUCAGAGAUAGAGAAAUGGUGUCAAGAGAUGAUUACAUAGGGAAAGUGGUCUUUGACAUGAAUGAAGUGCCAACUAGAGUCCCACCAGAUAGUCCCUUGGCGCCUCAAUGGUAUAGAUUAGAGGACAGGCACAGUGACGCCAAGGUUAGAGGAGAAGUUAUGCUUGCAGUUUGGAUGGGAACACAAGCUGACGAGGCAUUCCCUGAGGCCUGGCACUCCGAUGCGGCCUCGGUUCAUGGUGAGGGGGUUUACAAUAUCCGAUCAAAGGUUUAUGUCUCACCAAAACUGUGGUAUCUCAGAGUCAAUGUAAUUGAAGCUCAGGAUGUUGAACCGAGAGACAGAAGCCAACCGCCUCAGGCUUUUGUCAAGGCCCAAGUUGGAAACCAGGUUCUCAAAACGAAGCUCUGCCAAACAAAAACCACCAAUCCAAUGUGGAAUGAAGACUUGCUCUUUGUGGCAGCUGAACCUUUUGAAGAACAUCUGGUUCUCACAGUUGAGAACAAAAUAGGCGCCGCGAAAGACGAAGAAAUGGGAAAGAUAACCUUGUCUCUCAACAUCUUCGAGAGGAGGUUGGAUCACAGGCCGGUCCAUUCUCGUUGGUUUAACUUGGAAAGAUUUGGUUUUGGCGUUUUGGAGGGUGAUAAGAGGCAUGAGCUAAAGUUCUCUAGCAGAAUUCAUCUGAGAGUAUGUCUUGAAGGUGCUUACCAUGUACUGGAUGAAUCAACUAUGUAUAUAAGCGAUGUAAGGCCGACCGCAAGGCAGCUGUGGAAGCAGCCAAUUGGGAUUCUUGAAGUCGGUAUCUUGAGUGCACAAGGGCUUCUUCCGAUGAAGACAAAGGACGGUAGAGGAACUACAGAUGCUUAUUGUGUGGCUAAAUAUGGGCAGAAAUGGGUCAGAACAAGAACAAUCACUGAGAGCUUCAACCCCAAGUGGAAUGAGCAGUACACAUGGGAGGUUUACGACCCUUGCACGGUGAUCACAUUGGGAGUUUUCGACAACUGCCAUCUCGGUGGGAAUGACAAACCAGCAGACUCGAGAAUCGGCAAGGUAAGAAUCCGUUUGUCAACCCUUGAGAUGGAUAGGAUUUACACCAACUCUUAUCCACUUCUUGUUCUGCAACCAUCUGGGUUGAAGAAGAUGGGCGAGCUUCAAUUAGCCGUUCGAUUCACAUGUCUGUCCUUGGCAAACAUAAUCUACCUUUAUGGUCACCCUUUAUUGCCCAAAAUGCAUUACCUGCAUCCAUUCACAGUAAACCAGUUAGACAGUUUGAGGUACCAAGCAAUGACCAUUGUGGCGGUGAGCCUUGGCAGAGCUGACCCGCCAUUAAGAAAAGAGGUUGUGGAGUACAUGCUCGAUGUGGAUUCUCACAUGUGGAGCAUGAGAAGAAGCAAAGCAAACUUCUUUAGAAUUGUCUCACUCUUCUCUGGUGUGAUCUCUAUGAGCAAGUGGCUUGGUGAAGUGUGUCACUGGAAGAACCCGGUCACAACAAUUUUGGUUCAUGUUCUGUUCUUCAUACUUAUCUGCUACCCUGAAUUGAUCCUCCCAACAAUCUUCCUCUACAUGUUCCUCAUUGGAAUAUGGAAUUUCCGGUUCCGGCCAAGGCAUCCUCCUCACAUGGACACCAAGCUCUCAUGGGCAGAGGCCGUUCAUCCAGAUGAGCUUGAUGAGGAGUUUGACACUUUCCCUACUUCAAAGCUCCAAGAUGUGGUGAGGAUGCGCUACGACAGGCUUCGAAGUGUUGCCGGGAGGAUUCAGACAGUGGUCGGAGAUAUUGCAACUCAGGGGGAGAGAUUCCAGGCUCUGCUUAGUUGGAGAGACCCAAGAGCAACAAGUAUGUUCGUUAUCUUCUGUCUGAUUGUUGCUGUGCUUCUCUAUGUGACGCCAUUUCAGAUGAUUGCUCUGCUUGCAGGCAUAUUUUGGCUGCGUCAUCCAAGAUUUCGGAGUAAGCUGCCUUCUGUUCCAAGUAACUUCUUCAGAAGAUUGCCUUCUUGUGCCGAUAGCAUGCUCUGAGAAGGCUUUGGAGUCGUUUAUUCCAAGUCCUUUUAUCUUUGUUGAGUUUGAUAUUGGGGUCAUUUUUCUAUUUUCUAGUAUUUGUUU
Messenger RNA from Morus notabilis, 2895 nucleotides. RefSeq names its product FT-interacting protein 1. The coding region runs from base 445 to 2808 and encodes 787 amino acids. Lineage: Eukaryota; Viridiplantae; Streptophyta; Magnoliopsida; Rosales; Moraceae. The transcript has a single exon. The record is from RefSeq and is a predicted model, not a curated record.